AUGGAAGACCAGAUAUUUAUUACCUCUGAUGCUGCCUUAGAGAUGCUUAAUAGCGGAUCUGCAUACUUCGUUGACUCCACAUUGAUACGAAAUGAAGAUUCCAGGCCUAAGCAUCACCAGCUUAGAAUCAAGGGUGCUAAAUAUCUCUGCAUCGUUGAAAUUGCUAACACAGCCGCCAUCGGGCAAACAACUCCCUGGCCAACUCUGACCCAAUUCAGAGAUGGAAUGAUCAAAAUGGGCCUUCCAAACGACGGCAAAAACGUCAUUAUAUAUGACCAAACUGGCAUUGGAACCGCUGGCAGAGGUUGGUUAAUGCUUAAAUACUACGGGUACCCUCACGUAUACAUAUUAGAUGGAGGUCUUCCUAAAUGGACAGCUGAAGGCAAGCCUACUGAUUCUGAAGAAUAUGAUGAAGUUUGCCAUGACCCAGCCGAUGAGGAUAAGUAUCAGCUUAAUGAGCACAGAGAAUGGAGAGUCUUUAUUGAUGAGAUGGAAACUUACGUUAGCCAAAGGUCAAUAGGGGACAAUAGCAUUGCCUUUUGGGACCCAAGACCUUUAGAAAUUUUCCAACUUGGAGCUGUGCCGACUGCUGUCAAUUUUGCAGCCACAGUAAAUCUUUUCAACCCUGACAAGACUGUAAAGUCCAAAGAAGAAGUCAAGAAACUUCUAGACGAAAAUGGGAUUAGGACUGAAGGCGCGGUCGUUACUACUUGCUUGAGAGGAGUUUAUGCAUCUUUAGGUCUUGCAUUGCAGCAUUAUAUUGGGAACCAUAAUGUUAGAAUUUACACAGGAUCAUGGGAAGAAUGGAGACUUAAUAGAAAAUAA
This is a messenger RNA of Blepharisma stoltei, 825 nucleotides long. Lineage: Eukaryota; Ciliophora; Heterotrichea; Heterotrichida; Blepharismidae. The record is from the annotation of a GenBank genome assembly.